Messenger RNA from Lactuca virosa, 1104 nucleotides. NCBI's taxonomy places the organism in Eukaryota, Viridiplantae, Streptophyta, Magnoliopsida, Asterales, Asteraceae. The record is from the annotation of a GenBank genome assembly.
AUGGCCACGGCGAGGACGAUGAGCAUCGUGGAUCAUGAACUCCCCGACGAUACACACAACAUCUACGAUGUCACAUUCUUCGAAGACACCAUCUCAACCAUAGUCACAAACACACCAUCAUACGUUGACACUUGGAUCUCCGACAUCGAACGCAUCCACCGCCGCCGUCUCCACUCCCUCGUCGUCGGCCUCGAUGUUGAGUGGCGUCCUAACCAGAGUCGGAACUUCGAAAACCCAGUGGCCACGCUCCAACUCUGCGUGGGACGCAGCUGCUUAAUUUUUCAGAUCCUCCACUCCCCUAACGUCCCUUCGUCGCUCAGAAACUUCUUCAGUAAUCCCUCCUACACCUUCGCCGGCGUCGGGAUCGAUAACGACUUGGAGAAGCUUACGGAAGAUUACAAUCUGGUGGCUGCGAAAACGGCUGAUGUGAGGGCGUUGGCUGCGGAGAAGUAUGGUUUGAGGGAGCUUAAGAAUUCAGGGUUGAAAGAAUUGACGAGAAGGGUUCUUGGGAAGGAGGUGAGCAAGCCGAAGGCGAUUACGAUGAGCAGAUGGGAUAAUCAAUGGCUGACUUCGUCUCAGCAAGGGAAGAAGAACUGGUGGCUGCCACCACCUCUGCAACUCCCUUUCUCCUUCAUUUUCUUUCCCGUCGAUCAAAUAGCCCAAACACCCUCCGUUCACUUCGUGUGCUACUCACCUCCACAGCCGACAACAAAAGGGGAAAGCAUUCGAGAGGAGCAACGGAGCAACCAUAUUGCCAUCACCUUCGAUGCUUCAAUCAUCUUCGAGCCUGUCACCGCCUUCAGCUCCUGCGCUUCUUCUGUCUCAGAAGGAAGGUGCGAAGGUGGGGAAUCAAAAAGGGGCUGCCGACUCCGAUGUUUGCUCCGAGGAAACACCUACUUCGGUGGUGGGUUCAGGCCAGGGAACGAAGAAGAAAUGGAGGAUGAAAGGGGGAAAGGCAGCAACGAUCGCAAUAGUCUUCAGGGGGAGUUCAGUGACUACGAUCGACAGGAAACGAAGGAGAAGACAGGCGAAGGAGAAGACAGGCGAAGUAGAAGAGGCAACUGCCUCCUGUUCUUCUUCUUGAUGGCAACAACAAUUGAAUGA